This is a messenger RNA of Amborella trichopoda, 1002 nucleotides long. Its product is annotated as transmembrane protein, putative (DUF1118). NCBI's taxonomy places the organism in Eukaryota, Viridiplantae, Streptophyta, Magnoliopsida, Amborellales, Amborellaceae. The record is from RefSeq and is a predicted model, not a curated record.
GCGUUUUCGUCAAUUAUCUCGAGAAAAAAACCAGACCAUUCAUUCAUUGAUCGAUCCCAAAAGCUUGCAGAGAGAUAACCAGUCCUUGUUCUCCGUAUAAUCCAGCUCCAAAAUACCCGAAAAGCCCUAGAAUCUCACACGUAAUAUCCAUGGCGAGGACAGCUUCAUCUCCAUCACAGUUCCAUGCCCUUCUUUCUUCAAAUCCUUGUGAAUUUCUUCAAAGGAAAUCAUGCAUUUCUUCCACACCAGUUCGCUACAGAAAAACCCUAAGAGUUUUAGCUAUGGCCCCUAAUAAGAAGGUGAACAAAUACGAUGAGAACUGGCAGAAGCAGUGGUAUGGGGCGGGCCUAUUUGCGGAGGGCAGUGAAGAACUGCAAGUUGAUGUGGUGAAGAAGCUCGAGAAGAAGAAGGUUCUGAGCAAUGUGGAGAAAUUAGGAUUCCUAUCAAAGGCCGAGGAAUUGGGGUUUACACUCUCCUCAAUUGAAAAGUUAGGGUUUCUAUCCAAAGCAGAGGAACUGGGGUUACUUAGCCUGGUGGAACAGGCUGCAGGAUUUUCUCCUUCGGCACUUGCAGCAUCUGCAUUGCCGCUAUCGGUGGCUGCAGUGGCAGCAGUGGUAGUGAUUCCUGAUGACUCUAUAGCACUAGUUGCUGCUCAGGCAGUACUAGCAGGGGCACUAGGUGUGGCAGCAGCCGGGGCUUUUUUGGGAUCGGUGGUUCUCGGGGGCUUGCAGGAAUCGGAUUGAUAGUUCUUCCUGAUAGAAUUGGAGGCUGUAUGUCGAUCACAAAGUUUAUGAGUUAGAUAAUGCAAUCGAAUGCUUCUUUUAGACAGUCUCAUGGUCACAACAAGAAGUCCCUUCGAAUUGAGCUAUAGGUUGGAUGUCAUUGUUUCUUCUUCUUUAGGCUUUUUAUGAAGAAACAAGCAUGCAUCUUCUGAGACCAUAACUCUUGACUUUUGUUCAGUUAAAUUUUAUAUGAAGAAAUAUAUUCAUUCCAAUGAUUUAA